Cryptotermes secundus is the source of this 1785-nucleotide messenger RNA. It is a transcript of the gene Sgsh, whose product is annotated as N-sulphoglucosamine sulphohydrolase. NCBI's taxonomy places the organism in Eukaryota, Metazoa, Arthropoda, Insecta, Blattodea, Kalotermitidae. The transcript is spliced from 10 exons. Bases 23 to 1558 code for a protein of 511 amino acids. Gene Ontology annotation, molecular function: N-sulfoglucosamine sulfohydrolase activity. The record is from RefSeq and is a predicted model, not a curated record. Gene Ontology annotation, biological process: glycosaminoglycan catabolic process; heparan sulfate proteoglycan catabolic process.
CGUACAUUGUUCGUUAUUCAUCAUGAAUGUUAUAAGGCGUUUAUAUUUGGUUAUUUUCACGUACGCUUCAUUCGUAACAAGCUAUUGCAGGCGCUUAGAUAUUCCACUGAAAAACGCACUACUCAUUAUUGCUGAUGAUGGAGGAUUUGAAAUGGGGACAUACAGGAACAAGAUCUGUCAGACACCAAAUCUAGAUGCCUUAGGAAAGAGAAGUCUGAUCUUCAACAAUGCUUACACAUCAGUCAGCAGCUGUUCACCAAGUCGUUCAUCUAUUUUAACUGGCUUACCAAUUCACCAGAAUGGGAUGUAUGGUUUACACCAAGGAGUUCAUCAUUUCAAUUCCUUUGAAAACAUCAGAAGUCUUCCAGCAAUUUUGGCACACAAUGGAAUAAGAACAGGAAUUAUAGGAAAGAAACAUGUUGGUCCCAGUCAGGUGUAUCCAUUCGGUUUUGCAGAAACGGAAGAAAACAAUUCGAUCUUGCAAGUGGGAAGAAACAUCACAAAGAUUAAGCUUCUUGUCCGAGAAUUUCUUAAACAGAAUUCUUCAGACCCUUUUUUGCUAUAUGUUGCUUUCCAUGACCCACAUCGAUGUGGACAUACUAACCCAGAAUAUGGCAACUUCUGCGAAAAGUUUGGGAAUGGAGAGCCUGGUAUGGGUUUCAUUGAAGACUGGCAUCCAAUAUACUAUAAGCCAGAGCAAGUCCAGCUGCCAUACUUUGUACAGGACACUCCAGCAGCACGUCAGGAUGUUGCAGCCCAAUACACAACCAUCUCCAGGCUAGACCAAGGUGUGGGACUGAUUUUACAAGAACUGAAGGCAGCUGGAUUUGAGAAUAACACCCUCAUAAUCUAUUCAUCAGAUAAUGGUAUUCCAUUUCCAAGUGGACGCACAAACUUGUAUGAUCCAGGAAUGGCAGAACCCCUGCUAAUCUCCUCUCCACAGCCAGAACAUCGCCACAAUGAAGUGACAUACAGUAUGACAAGCCUGUUGGACAUUGUACCAACACUGUUAGACUGGUUCAACAUAUCAUACCCUCAUGAAAAUGAAGUUAAGCCUAUACUGACUGGGAAGUCACUUCUGCCAUUGCUGGUGAAAGAGCCUGCACAUGACACAGGGGCUGUGUUUGCUAGUCACAGCCACCAUGAGAUCACCAUGUAUUAUCCCAUGAGAGCAGUACGCACCAAGCGGUACAAGCUUAUACACAACAUCAACUACAAGAUGCCUUUCCCAAUUGAUCAAGAUUUCUAUAUUUCUCCAUCAUUUCAGGAUCUCCUGAACAGAACACGGUCCAAAAAACCCUUGAACUGGUACAAGACACUUAAGAGUUACUACUACAGAGAUGAGUGGGAGUUGUAUGACCUCAAAAAAGAUGCUGAAGAGGUGAACAACGUGGCAUCUAAACCAGCAUAUAAGAAUAUACUUUUGGAGUUGAAGACAAGACUUGAUGAAUGGCAGAAGGCAACAGCAGACCCUUGGUUAUGUGCUCCAGGAGGAGUCCUAGAAGCAGCAGGCAGCUUCAAGAAACACCCACAGUGCCUUCCAUUGGACAACUUCUAGCUGAAGGAAGACCUAUGAGUAGGUUUAGCGAACACAUCCAUACUCAGAUUCACACAUAUUUUUUUUUCCAUUUUGACCAAAAGUGCUUCGUUAGUGAUACACACAAUGCCCAUGUAUAAGAUAACCUGAAAAAUGACAGCACUUCUAUGAGUGCACAUGUUGUGUGUGUUAUUCCAUGUCAACAGCUGUUAAGUAAAUGAAUUUGAAUGAAGAGCUCUUUCACACAA